Molecule: messenger RNA, 3262 nt
Organism: Dicentrarchus labrax (European seabass)
Lineage: Eukaryota; Metazoa; Chordata; Actinopteri; Moronidae
Gene: nr4a2a
Product: nuclear receptor subfamily 4, group A, member 2a
Exons: 8
Coding region: 271-2073 (600 amino acids)
Biological process (GO): central nervous system neuron differentiation; cellular response to corticotropin-releasing hormone stimulus; regulation of transcription by RNA polymerase II
Cellular component (GO): nucleus; transcription regulator complex
Molecular function (GO): nuclear receptor activity; zinc ion binding; RNA polymerase II cis-regulatory region sequence-specific DNA binding
Source: RefSeq, a predicted model, not a curated record
UGGGUAGUCGAAGCUCGUGUCGCUGUCAGUACGCGGAGUCACAAGGUUUGCCUGCCUGGCAUUGUUGGGUACCGACGCUCAUGAUUUGGAGCUUUUACAGAAAUUGAUGAAUACCCCCUGCAUGCUUAUCGCAUGGAUUGAAAGCCACGAUCCUCAUGUGAAAGAGGGGAAGAUCCAGAACAGAGCCGCUUUCUCGAAUCCUGACACCCAUACAACUCCUGACAUUACCCAUUUCAAGUGUCACCGAAACACUGUCAGAAGACUUGAGCCAUGCCCUGCGUUCAGGCUCAGUAUGGAUCAUCACCUCAAGGAGCUAGUCCUGCUUCCCAGAGCUACAGCUACCACACCGCAGGAGAAUACAGCUGCGACUUCUUAACACCUGAGUUUGUUAAGUUUAGCAUGGACUUGACCAACACUGAGAUCACGGCUACUACUUCUCUCCCGAGUUUCAGUACAUUCAUGGACAACUAUAACACCAGUUACGACGUUAAACCGCCCUGUCUGUAUCAGAUGCCCCACUCUGGAGAGCAGUCCUCUAUCAAGGUGGAGGACGUCCAGAUGCACAACUACCAUCAGCAGAGCCACCUGCCACCCCAGUCGGAAGAAAUGAUGGCUCACUCUGGGCCUAUGUACUUCAAACCCUCCUCACCUCAUGCCCCGAGCACACCAAACUUCCAGGUUCAGCCCAAUCACAUGUGGGAGGACCCUGGAUCCCUCCACAGUUUCCACCAGAACUAUGUUGCGGCCACGUCUCAUAUGAUGGACCAGCGCAAGAAUCCGGUGUCAAGGCUUUCACUCUUCUCCUUCAAGCAGUCCCCGCCUGGUACUCCUGUUUCCAGCUGUCAGAUGCGGUUCGAUGGGCCGCUACACGUCUCCAUGAACCACGACAACCCGGGCGUGCACCGCGGCCUGGACGGCCAGAGCUUUGCGGUGCCCAGCGCCAUACGGAAACAGGCUGGUCUGGCCUUUCCUCACUCCCUGCAGCUCGGCCACGGGCACCAGCUGGUGGACAGCCAAGUGCCAUCGCCCCCGUCCCGAGGAUCUCCGUCAAACGAGGGUCUGUGUGCGGUCUGUGGGGACAACGCAGCCUGCCAGCAUUAUGGAGUGAGAACCUGCGAGGGCUGCAAAGGAUUUUUCAAGCGCACCGUUCAGAAAAAUGCAAAAUACGUGUGUUUAGCAAAUAAAAACUGCCCUGUUGACAAACGCCGAAGAAAUCGUUGCCAGUUCUGCCGUUUCCAGAAGUGCAUUGUCGUCGGAAUGGUGAGAGAAGUUGUCCGAACGGAUAAUCUGAAAGGUCGGAGAGGACGUCUACCAUCCAAACCCAAAAGUCCCCAGGAGCCCUCCCCACCCUCGCCGCCGGUGAGCCUCAUAAGCGCACUUGUUAGGGCCCAUGUGGACUCCAACCCCUCCAUGUCUGCUUUGGACUACUCCAGAUUCCAGGCUAACCCUGACUACCAAAUGGCUGGAGACAACACUCAGCACAUCCAGCAGUUCUAUGAUCUCCUGACGGGCUCCAUGGAGAUCAUCCGGGGCUGGGCGGAGAAGAUCCCUGGCUUUUCUGAUCUACCGAAGCAAGAUCAAGAUCUCCUCUUUGAAUCCGCCUUCCUGGAACUUUUUGUCCUGCGGCUGGCAUACAGGUCCAACCCAGUGGAAGGCAAACUUAUUUUUUGUAAUGGAGUGGUGCUACACAGGCUACAGUGCGUCCGUGGAUUUGGAGAGUGGGUGGACGCUAUCGUGGAGUUUUCUUCCAACUUGCAGAGCAUGAACAUAGACAUCUCAGCUUUCUCCUGCAUCGCAGCUCUGGCCAUGGUAACAGAGCGACACGGGCUCAAGGAACCCAAGAGAGUCGAGGAUCUCCAAAACAAGAUAGUCAACUGCCUCAAGGAUCAAGUGACAUUCAAUGGCGGUGGAUUGAAUCGUCCCAACUACUUGUCAAAACUCUUGGGAAAGCUCCCUGAACUGCGCACACUAUGUACUCAAGGUCUGCAGCGUAUCUUUUACCUAAAACUAGAAGAUCUAGUCCCUCCGCCAGCAAUAAUUGACAAACUUUUCCUCGACACCCUACCUUUCUGAGUCUGACUCGAUGGAGAGACCUCAAAGAACUUCCAAAAAGACUGUUUGAGUCAGACUUGACAGAUUUUUAACGCUAUUAUUUCUGAAUAUUUGCAAGCUCCGUAGGCUAAUAGAACAACAUUACACUAUUUAUGAGUAAGGAUUCAUGAAAAAAAAGGGGAAAAAAAGAAUAACAAGAGGAAGGGACAGAAAGUUUGAUUGUUCUGUAGGCCUUUUUAAUUCAUUGAAAUUGUUUUCUCGAGUGCCAAACGAGUGAAUCAUCCGGGGGAAUUUCUCUCCAGUGGACAAAUUGUCAACAAAGUUAAUCCGGUCUUGCAAUCACUUACUGUUUUAUUUAACAUCGGCUCUACUGAUUCAGCAUACUCAGAUGUAAUAUAUUCCAUUUAUAUAUAUGGACACACACGCACACACGCACACACACACACACACACACACACACACACACACACACACACACUGUAUAUUAUAAUAGAUUAUGUGAUGCCUCCAAUGCAUCGGUUUAUAACAUGUGUACAAAGUUUGUUAUAAUGAAAAGAUUUAAUUUUCUUUUCUUUUCUGACUCGUGCCUAUGUGUUUCUGACAGGAUCCCAAAAAGUAUCCAGAAAAGACAACGCAUGUUCUAGUUUUUCUUUUUUUUUCUUUCUUUUAUAGGCACUUGCUGAGGUGAUGUCUAUAUAUAAUAUAUACCGGACACUAUGUAGUCUGCUAGAUUUGAUACAGAUUCGUAGUUAUGGCACUCCUUUUAUGUAUGACGCAUAUGUGGAAAAAUAUCUCAUCUGUAUAGAAAAUGAGGGACCCAUGGUGUUUGUAAAACUGUCAGACAUUCCUUGUUUGUAUGUGCUGUAAGUAUUGUUGCUGUUGAAUAUAAACGUUUCUAUAUAUUUAUUAUUUCUAUUGCCAAGAGCUACACUAAGCAUGGUGCAAUUUAAACGAUUUCAAACCAUCCAAGUUCAUGCUGAGCACGUUGUCUAUGUUUUAUGUCUUAUAAACGUCUAGGUAGUUAUGAUUUAACACGUUUUGGAAAUGAAAAACUCCAUCCUUAUAUCAAGAGGUUCAUGAGUGUGUGAUAUAGGCCCACAUCUUUGACAUCAUGAUGUACUUACAACUUCUGUAACGCAUUUGGUGCCGGAUUCAAAAACUUUAGAGAGAAAGAAAUAUUUAAUGUUUACAAAUAAAACUUUUAAAUCAA